CCCCAGGCCAUCGAGGGCACCUACAUCGACAAGAAGUGUCCCUUCACCGGCAACGUCUCCAUCCGGGGCCGCAUCCUCUCCGGGGUGGUCACCAAGAUGAAGAUGCAGCGCACCAUCGUCAUCCGCAGGGACUACCUGCACUACAUCCGCAAGUACAACCGCUUUGAGAAGCGGCACAAGAACAUGUCUGUGCACCUCUCUCCCUGCUUCAGGGAUGUGCAGAUUGGGGAUAUCGUGACGGUGGGAGAGUGCCGCCCCCUCAGCAAGACUGUCCGGUUCAACGUCCUCAAGGUGACCAAGGCUGCCGGCACCAAAAAACAGUUCCAGAAGUUUUAAAACCUAUUUGUACUUUUCUUUGUAUCAAUAAAAAAGCUGGUGUGAUUUGGA
Protobothrops mucrosquamatus (brown spotted pit viper) is the source of this 387-nucleotide messenger RNA. RefSeq names its product ribosomal protein S11 (gene RPS11). Gene Ontology annotation, biological process: translation. The record is from RefSeq and is a predicted model, not a curated record. Gene Ontology annotation, cellular component: cytosolic small ribosomal subunit; ribosome. The annotation marks the transcript as partial. Lineage: Eukaryota; Metazoa; Chordata; Lepidosauria; Squamata; Viperidae. The transcript is spliced from 3 exons. Gene Ontology annotation, molecular function: structural constituent of ribosome.